Syngnathoides biaculeatus (alligator pipefish) is the source of this 2228-nucleotide messenger RNA. RefSeq lists its product as uncharacterized. The transcript has 4 exons. Bases 361 to 1959 code for a protein of 532 amino acids. The record is from RefSeq and is a predicted model, not a curated record. Lineage: Eukaryota; Metazoa; Chordata; Actinopteri; Syngnathiformes; Syngnathidae. Gene Ontology annotation, cellular component: nucleus.
CGGCCACUGUACUACGUCACUGUCUAGCAACAAGAAGCAGAUUGUCAAACAGAUUUCCCAAAUGUGUGUUGCAAUACUUUCGUUUGAUUUGCCCCAUAGUUCAGACUUGGGGAGAUUUUAAAAGCAUGAUAACACAAAUCUCACCAACACCGGUAUCCGUUGAUCAAUGGAAUCCUUCAGUUAGUACAAGAUAGCGAAACGAGGCAGGCAGGCACGUAUACAUUGUUACGCUGACAAGCGGCGCAGUCUAAAAAACGUUGUUUUGUGCUCGGAAGCGACGACACUCCCAUCUUACUUACAAAGUUUAAUUUUAGUGCGAUUUUUUUUUUAUAUACACGAAACGUACACAGUGUUGCCAUCAUGUCAGACUUGGAGACCCUCAUUGUCACUUUCCAGGCGCAGCUUCUCGACGUGAUGGAGACGGUGAUGAAGACCGCCAUGUAUAAAGUCACACAGCUGGUAGAAGACGGGUUUUUGGAAGAAGUCAAGCGCAAGAACCAGGAAUUGGAGACCCUUAGGAUGAAGUUGGAGUGCGCUGAGAUGAAAUUAAGUGAUCAUUGUUUGAUCGAACGAAAAACAGAUGCCACGUUUGUUGUGAUUGCAAGUGAUGGCGAUGGCAGCACUUCAGAAGAAAGGCUUGGAGAGUCUCGUGGUGAUCUUUUGAUGUCCUGUUGUGACAAAAAUGAGAGGGAUUCUACUGAAAGAUGGGCAGGCAAUCAAAUAUGUGAAACAGAACCAACGGCAGAUGAAGCACCAACCAUUCUCAACCCAGAGAACGAUCCGCACAUGAUUAAACAUGCUGAUGGUAUGCCAAGUGUCGAUGUGAAGGAAGAAGUCAAUGAAGAGGGUUCCGAUUCUCCCGGUGUAAAUCUGACGAUAGAAGCAUAUCCUGGUGAUAGCCAGGAAACCGCUAAAGCCAAUGUGUUAUUAAGGAAAGACACGGCCAAAGACCUACAGGUAUCAAGUGUAUACAACUUUCCUUGCGGGCUGGAGAAACCAGAGAAAUCUGCAGAUGCGUCUGUGGAAAUGCACACUGGCUGGAAAGGCCUCACGCUUCAUCAUCACGUUGUUGGAUCUGACUGGCAAGGUGAUCCUGCUCAGAACAAUUCUUCUUUACAGCAAGCAAAGAAUGAUCUGGUGGACUUUGUUACUGAAGAUGGAAGGAGUCAUGUUCAUACAAGCAAAGAUCAGCUUUCUACCUGCAAGAAUCCGGAGUCACUAAGUGUUCCAGUUAAGCAGGAAGUUUUCAUGGACUCAGAUGGUGGUGGUGACAUGAAGAAUGUCAGCAAAAAGGGUUCUGCAAAGUCAGGAAUGGCAUCCUUCUCAUGCGCAGUAAAGCAAAAUCCAAACUCCCAUAAAAAUAUGAUGCAGGAAGGAAUGCUACUUUUUAAAGAUGCUGAAUGUCACAAGCCGCAGGCUCAGAUAAAACGCUUCAGCCGGCCCUUGAAAAAGCCCCCUCCCACACCGUUAAACAGCUCUCCAGCCUCGUCUCGGACUCACUCUCAGACUUUAAUCUUAAAUACCUUAAACAGAAUUCCCUCCACAUCUAAAACUACGCCCCCUACAGCACUUUCAGUCCAACGAGAUCACCUUGCAAACAGAUUAACCACAACGCUCUGGGUCAACAACAGAUCACAGCCUCCGUCGAUUAAUUCUCAACAUGCAUAUCUUUUAUCCCUUCCAGACUGCCCCCCGAUGUUCAGGCACUCCCUCCGCUGUGGCCAGUGUGGAAAAUCUUUCCCACACCCAAACAACCUUAAGGCCCACCUGCAGACUCACACAGGUGAGAGACCCUUCUGCUGCUCUCUCUGCGGUCGCAGCUUCACCAAACUGAGCAACCUCAAAGCCCAUCGGAGAGUCCACACCGGAGAGCGGCCAUACUGCUGUUUGGCCUGUGGCAAACGCUUCACGCAGAAAUGUAACCUCAAACGCCAUCAGAGGAUACAUGUUGACGGAUGAUGGACAGAAAAACAACUCCAAACAACAAUUUUGUCAGCAGAAAAUACUUCUUUUGUGUUAUAAAUAGAGGACAAACAAGGUGGCAAAUGUGUAAUUUAAAAAAGAUAGACCAAAUAUUUAUUCUGUGAAUAUAUACUCAUUUUGCCAUUUCCAUAUACUGUACUGAACUAUACAAUACUUAACAAAUUCAUCAGAUCUCCUGUCAUAAAGAGACGAGCAUCAUAUGAUUAAAUGUGGACUCUUUCAAUCGGACACUAUCAGUCCCCUUU